AUGGGCCGAGGAGGGCCUCGCCACUACGAAGGCAAAGGACCUAUUCGAUGGCAGCUCCUCCAUUUGACGUCCUUCCUCCUUGUCCACGCUGAGCAGUGUGAAACCUUCACGACCAGCGUGCCAGGCGCAACGAUUGUGACCAUUGAUUGCGAGAAGUCUGUUGUCACCAUCACAUGCUUCCAGUCUGUAUCCAUCCCGGACUGCCACCGCGUGGAGGUCUACAAGACAACCACAUCCACAUCCAUGUCCAAGACUUCGUCCAGAACCUCGAGGACGUCUUCGAGCUCCGUGACCUCUACCUCUUGGACUUCUUCAAGCACUUCGACAACAAGCUCUUCCAGCUUCACUUCUACAUCGCUGACUCCUACAUCGACCCAUUCCAUCUCAACCACAUCGGCGGUUUCAACAACCACUUCUAGUAGCAGCGCAAGCGUCAGCACUACCACCUCUUCACGGUCGAUCGCAACCUCCUGCACCACCACAAGCACAACUUUCACGUUCACAACUUUCACAACUUUCACAACAUCAGGAGCGGGUAGGAGCAGCCGUACCACAAGCACAAGCAGAACUGGCAGUGCAACUUGGAGGGCUUUGACGUCCACCGCACCGGCAUCUAUCACUUCAAGCCUGACAUCAUCGCAGACCACCCUGACCACCCUCACCCCCACUGCAAGUGCCACGAGUGCGGUCUCUCCCGUCGGCCCUGUCGGCUCUGUCUCUGGAUUCAUGACGAUCUUGGCAGACGGCGUGUCCCAGCUCCAGGCCAAGCUCGCCAUCCCGGCAGCCUUACGUGCUUUCCUGCAGCUGGGCAACGAGGACACGGUGGUAGUGACUGUGGCAGUGCUGGCGCAGAGACUCCGCAGGCUUUCCCAGCGUCGCCUCGCCGAGGAUGCCUGGAACGCAUCCUUUUCCAUUAUCUUUCCACGCUCCCGAGAAGAAAAACUUCUUGGGCUGCUGAGGGAUUUACUUGCGAGCAUGGAAGCCAACAAUGCUUUCGCAUUCUCGGAAGCUUUGAGGAUGCAGUUGCAGCUUGUGGGUGCGCAACCGUCAGGACGUCUUCCUAUGAUGCUGUGGGUCAAUGGUUUGAGUUCUCUUUAUGGAGGGCAGGUGGACGCAGGGCUCGUUUCGCUUGGCGUCGUCCUUUCGUUCAUGGCGCUGGCUUUAGUGGGCUUGUUGCUCCUGUGGUGGCGGCAGAAGUUGCCCUGGAUCUUUUCCGCUUUGAGGUCGGUUCUGCAGUCGCGUCUCCCAGAGGAGAGCAUGCGCCAGGUUGCUGAGGAGUUGGGAACUUGCAGAGACAUUUGGAAGCUGGAGUCGGAAAGAUGGGCCCUUGCAGAGCGGGUGAUCCGAUCUCCGCAGUUCUCCUUGGCCUCUGGAUGGAAGGGCGUCUGGCUGUGGGAGUCUGACGUGGGCAGGGACCUGCGACUGUACAGCUUGAGCUUUGGUGCCGGAGGACAGUUCUGGGGCGCCGGCCAAAGUGGCCGGGGCAAUUUCACCGUGAACGGUGGAGCACUGGAUGCAGCGGAAGGCAUGCUGAAAUGGCGAGAGAAAGGCCGGGAUUUCAUCGUUGAGUGUGCUGGCCACUGGGAUCUCCAGGAGCUCAAGCAGCCAACACGUAUCGAGGGUGUCUUCUCUGCUUACAGUGUCGCGGCCCUGCCAAAGCGCAUAGGUCAGGGUCGUUUCACCCUCACAGCUGACACCCAAGGUGUCAGAGCUUUCCAGGACCGGCCGGCAGCCCCCAAGGCUGUUGACUCAGAUUUGGUGUAA
This is a messenger RNA of Symbiodinium pilosum, 1764 nucleotides long. Lineage: Eukaryota; Dinophyceae; Suessiales; Symbiodiniaceae. The record is from the annotation of a GenBank genome assembly.